Molecule: messenger RNA, 1124 nt
Organism: Drosophila kikkawai
Lineage: Eukaryota; Metazoa; Arthropoda; Insecta; Diptera; Drosophilidae
Product: reticulon-1-A
Cellular component (GO): endoplasmic reticulum membrane; axon
Source: RefSeq, a predicted model, not a curated record
CACAUAGAACUCAGCCAAGUAAAUAAGUCAUUGGCACCCCGACUAAGCUGAACUCGACAUUGCCUUGUCUAAUCUCUAAAAUUCAAUUUAAAACAAAAAUUACAAAAAACAUGGCCACAGAUCCGAACUCACUUUCGAACUCUGCUCGCGCAAAGGAGGCGAACCAGGAUAAUUCCCAAGGCAGAGUUUGCAUCCGCAAGGAGUUCAAACAAUUGAUUCUUUGGCACAACUGGCGCAAGUCUCUCCUGAUAUUCGUUAUACUUCAGGCUUUGCUGUACGAUCUCACCCACAAGUCGCUAAUCAGUGUGGUGAGUGUCUCCGGUCAGAUACUCUUGUGGAUUUCGGUGGGAUACCGCAUCUAUGUGUGGUGCCUGCAGUGCCUGAAUAGGACCCAGAUUCGGGGAAAUCCCUUCCAGAAGUACUUGGAUUUGGAUCUCAGCAUUACACCGCAACAGUCACAGCAGUUGUCUCAAUUUAUUGCGACCAAAGUCUGUGGAUUUUUUAACAAUUUCCGAUCGGUAGCUUUCUUGGAGAAGCCCUUGGAAACGAUCAAGUGGUUGGCCAUUAUGGCUGGCAUGAGCCUUGUGGGGCAUUUGUUUUACGUCUCCACUCUGCUCCGAUGGGUUCUCGUGUUGCUCUUCACUAUGCCCAAGUUGUAUAUGUGGAAGCAACCGAUUAUCGAUGAUCGUCUGAAGACUCUUCAAAAAAUUUACAACUGUUUUUGCGCCGGAAACCCAAACAAACUUAAUAAAAAUGCAAGAAAUUUGGAAAACUUGGACAACUUGGAAAUUAUGGAGCAGUGCGACAAGAAGAUAGAUCAGAAGGAUGCUUGUCUUUUCCCGGGUUCUGAAAUCCCUGAGGAGCUAUGUGCCGGUGGCGAUGAUACAAAAACCAAGAAAAAGGAAGUGAAAUCAGUUAAUGAGUUUGAACAAUUCGAUAGUUCCUGGCGGGAGGAAAACCCCGCCGAAUAUUUAUUGAGAAAAAAUCUAUAGGAUUUUUCACCUGUUCUAUAUAUACAUACAUAUAAUUUCAAGCGAUGGCGAAAUUAUAUUGUUUAAUCCUUUACAAUCAAAUUUUAAAUUAAUAAAGCUGUCUUUUUUGCACCUGUGUGAGAAUAAGUGAAA